AUGAGCGACCAGAUCAAUCUCCCCGUUGAGUCUGCGGGUGCCACUGAAGGUCCCCCCUCGAAACGACCCUGCACCAUCGAUACGCCGCCUAUCGCAGACACACCAGACAAUGGUAGUGAUUUCUACGACACGCCCUUGAACGCUGACACACCGGUGACCACUGCGAUUACUGAAGACAUACCCACGACGGAGCCUUCGGUCUCUUCAACCAGUAUGCCUAUGAUCCCAGGAUUAGGCCUCGUCAACGGACCAAACGAUCAACCCUCGAACCCUGUGCAGUACACAUUGGCAGCAGAAGUCGAACAAGAGUCGGAUAAUGUUGCUGGCGAGGCGAUUAAGACCGAGGAAAAUGACACUUCUAUGCAAGAUGGAGAAAAUGAGACUGCGGUCAACCCGGAAGCAGUGAAUCAGGUGCACAGCGAAGCAAUGGAAGUCGACCAGAAGCCCGAGCCCACCACCACCACCACCGAAAAUGCGACCGAGGUCCCCCAGGGACAGCCUGAAACCGCCCAAGAAGAUGGGGAAGAGGAGCAUCCUGAGUGGGAAGUUGACUCUUCACCAUACGAGUCAUCCUCGGACAGCUCGAGCUCUUCCGAUUCCGAUGAUAGCGACGACGAAGAUUACCCCAUCCUUAGUCCCGAAGAACAAGCUCGCAUUCUUAUGCUUGCUGAGGGCGGCUCCGACGAUGAGGGUGACAAGGGCAAAUCUGGAGCUCAAAUUCGAUCGACCAACGAGGUGGCGGAAGAGGUUUUGCCCGUCCCGGAAGUCACUAUUACACCGGAGAUGAAAAUUGUUUACCUUGGCAAAGUCCAAGCAGCCAUUGACAACGCCGUUCUUGUUGAGGCGAACACAUCUGGAGAGUACCAAGUUCUCGAGUCGGGUUCUUUGCUCUGUUCUGAGGACCGCAAGGUUUUGGGUGUUGUAUCGGAAACACUUGGUCGAGUGGAGCACCCCUUGUACACUCUCAUGUAUGCAACCGGGGAAGAAGUGAAAGAGAAGGGCUUGGUUAAAGAUAUGCCUGUUUAUUACGUUGAAAAACACUCUACAUUUGUCUUUACCCAGCCCCUCAAGGGCUUGAAGGGUAGCGACGCAUCGAACUUCCACGAUGAAGAGAUCGCUGAAGAGGAGAUGGAGUUCUCUGAUGACGAAGCCGAGGCUGAGUAUCGAAAGAAACAGAAACAGAAGCGACAAGAGAGAAAGGACGCUAAGGAUGGUGGAAAAUCCAAGAGAGGACAACCCGGGCCAUCAAAGUUGAGCCACAGCGAACUCAACUACGACGAGGAAGGACCCGAGGGAUAUACACCCCUUGCUCGCCCGAAGAAUUUGCACGAGAUGAUGGGUACGCGCGAGGCUCCUAUGGAGGGCGGCGAGCGGGGACCAAGCUUCCGUGGAAGCAGAGGCCGAGGACGAGGCACUGAGCGCGGCCGGGGUGGUCGUGGCAGAGGAAGUGGUGGACGAGGAGGCUAUGGUGACCGAGACCAAGAGCGCCGACCUGCCCAUCAACAGGGCGGCGACUCUCAAUAUGCACAAGGUCACUCAGCGCCUCAAACUCAACAACCAGCUACCUACGGUAUGCCAACAUACCCGCAACAACAGCCUGCUUAUGGUAUGCCCCAGCCUUUCCCUGGCUACCAACAAUAUCCUCAGCAGUAUGCGCCACAGCAACAGCCGCAAAAUCCCCAGGGCGGAGCCCCAGCACCCUUUCCCUUCCAGUUUCCCUUCCAGCCUGGCUUCCCACAGCAAAGCCCUUUCCAAACCAUUCCUCAAGGCGCGCAUAUCAACCCUCUAUUCCUGGCAGCAUUGCAACAGCAACAGCAGCAGCAGCAGCAGCAGCAGUACCAGCAGCCUCAGCAGCAAUACCAACAGCCCCAGCAACCUCCUGCACAGGGCCAACCACCGAACCCAUCUAUGAACUUUGAGCAGGUCAAAGCCCAGCUGGAUCUGCUGCGCAACCUGAAUAACGGCAACCAGGGUCCUCCCCCUUCUUAA
This is a messenger RNA of Penicillium angulare, 1989 nucleotides long. RefSeq names its product RNA-binding snoRNP assembly protein NAF1. The record is from RefSeq and is a predicted model, not a curated record. NCBI's taxonomy places the organism in Eukaryota, Fungi, Ascomycota, Eurotiomycetes, Eurotiales, Aspergillaceae. Gene Ontology annotation, cellular component: sno(s)RNA-containing ribonucleoprotein complex. Gene Ontology annotation, biological process: pseudouridine synthesis; ribosome biogenesis; box H/ACA snoRNP assembly. Gene Ontology annotation, molecular function: RNA binding. The transcript has a single exon. Bases 1 to 1989 code for a protein of 662 amino acids.